Molecule: messenger RNA, 870 nt
Organism: Suillus fuscotomentosus
Lineage: Eukaryota; Fungi; Basidiomycota; Agaricomycetes; Boletales; Suillaceae
Exons: 1
Coding region: 1-870 (289 amino acids)
Source: RefSeq, a predicted model, not a curated record
AUGGUAUUGUGUUUCUUCGACAUUCAAAACAUCGUCGCCUUGCGUGCCACUUGCCACCAUAAUGCAACUCUUACAGAUUCUUUCCUCCAACGUCGACGAGAUCGUAUUCUCCGCUAUUUCAUCUCCGAUGUUCCAGCAUUCAUGAAAUUCAUGCAAACUUCCAAUGCUGUUAUAUCCGGUUCUUCCGCAUUGAGACUUAUUCUUGCCGUCGCGGAUACCACAUGGCCCAUGUCUGACCUGGAUCUAUACAUUCCCUUAUCAUCCGGGCCUUCAGCCACCGAAUUCUUCCAUCGGUUUGGGUAUGACAUUAUUCCAUACCCGCCUCCUAAAACGAAAUAUGGAAGCAAAAAAGUACGGAGUGUAGUUGCUGCAGUCCAGGGCAGUCGAAAAAUCGACAUUGUUUUAUCUUGCGAUGGUCGCCCUAUUCUUCCCAUAUUUCAGUUCCACAGUUCGGUUGUUAUGAACUACUUCACACCGACAACUAUUUUCUCUGCCUAUCCUGCUCUCACCUUGCAAUUCAAAGGCCUCAUCAAUCCUAUGGCAUGUACGCGUCAUCACAUGCUUCCUCCACGUACAAUGCGUGCGUUGAUUAAAUAUGCCAAUCGCGGCUUUGAAUUCGCAUCCUCUGGGCUCGCAUGGACAUGCACGGAGAAUCACACAUGCGCUCAGACAUUUGAAUGUCCCCUUCGUGCUCGCACUUCAUUUGAUAGCGCAUGUCUCAAUGUUUCCUUUUCUUCUCCUAUAUCUUCUUCUGAUCUUACGCCAUGUGGAGUGAAAGAGAUGUAUGGAUGGCUGUUAGGAGGUUUUCAUUGUCGUGAACAAGAUCGCGAAUUCUCUCCUUAUGUAUUUUAUACUCCUUUGAGUCGUUGA